Cladocopium goreaui is the source of this 10236-nucleotide messenger RNA. Lineage: Eukaryota; Dinophyceae; Suessiales; Symbiodiniaceae. The record is from the annotation of a GenBank genome assembly.
AUGUUCAGACUGCUGGCAUUUGUCCUGCUGAGCGGCUCCGGUUGUACCGGCUGGUGGAGCAACAGUAGUGUUCCUGAGCCUGAAGGCCCUUGGAAGGCAUGGGCGGGGGAACAUGUCCCAACAGCUGUCUCUCGUUUUGAUCAGCUGGCGGAAGCCUAUCAGAGCGUUAGAGAGACUUUGUCUGGAUGGGGUGGAUAUCCCGUGGACUGGGGAAUCUGGUCGAUCUUCGACGGACUUGUCGGACUGGCUGGCUGGGGUCUUUUCGGUUCGGUUUGGGGAGACGUCAAAACAGGCUGUCGUCGGUUGAUCCAAAUCGUGAUCGUCCUGACCCUGUGCGUGGUGGCUCACUAUGUCUGGGCAAUCUGCUGGCCCAUCGUCUCCCUGGUGAUAGCAAUCGUGAUGACAUUCAUCUGGGUUGUGAGAAAGGUGGUCAGAGUAGCUGGGCGAGUGAUGUUUCAUCUUCAGCGGGCCUGCGGUGGAACUCCGGAGGCGUUGGAUGCAGAGUACUACGGUCCGGGCACUGGAAGCGUACCCGAGACGUCUGAGCUCAGGAAGUUCAAGUACCUUAGCUCUCAGGAGAAGUGGGUCGUCGUGCGGAGAGGCAGCGAGGUUGCAGUCUUCAAGGUGAGCCCAGAUGCUCAAACAAUCAGGUCCAGUGGUCUCUAUGUGGGAAUAGAACCUGACACCCUUCGGGGAACUGCAUCGCUGCUUCGAGAUCUGCAAGGGCAUGACAAACUUCACCUAUGCAGGAAUGAGUCUUGUCCAGAGGAUGGACAGCAUUUCAAGUCCUAUGGAUUGGCCCGCAAGUAUGAUCCGGAGAAGUUUGAACUGGCUUUGGCGGCUCAGGGUGCGAAGGAUGCUGGCGGGCUUCUAUGGAAGUGGGCGUGGAAGGGCUCACAGGUCGUCAAAGGGAAGUUGGCAGACUUUGGCUCUGAGUCCGAGAAUGAGGCACUGGUUUGCAAUGCCCAUCGCAUUCGAUGGUCCACCGCUGAGGGAGAUGCCUUUUUGAGCGCCGGGCCUUGCACUGCACCUGCCAAAGAGCAGGUCCCUCUUUUGAUCGAGGACGAACCGUCCCCGGGCAUGGUAGGAUGUUUUUGUCCCACUCAUGUGAGUAAGUAUGUUACCCAGAGGUACAUGUUUAAGUGUUGUCAAACUGACUGCAAACGCUUGGGUCGAGCUUCAACUGGAGGGCUGCAUGUGUGUUGGCACCACGAGCCGGGAGCGACUUCGAGGAGGUCGAGAUCGCGUUCUCGAGACCGUCGGGGCCGAGAAGAUGUAGGUGAUGUUCAUGAACGUGACACAGAACCAGUACAAGCACCUCCGGAAGUACCAGAACCCCAACUUCAGCGCUUGUUGGAUGAGUUGAAGGACCUCAAGGAGAGUUUGCCCCGUGAGAAGGAGAUCAAAGAGCAAGAGGAACCGUUGCCGCGAAAGAAACGGUUGGCAUCAAGAUCGCCAGGCGUCACUCCGAAGUCUUCUGUGCAUCGACAUCUGGCAAAGCUUGGGAUGCUAGACUCACCAGAUGGAGGAGAUCACCGAAACUGGUUGGAGGAGUUCUUCGAACGUUAUGCCCAAGGACGAGAAGUUGAUCUUCCAGAGGGACAAGUUCGGAGGGCCAUGGCUGAGGAGAAAGGUGUUGGGUUUUCCGAGCUGAGCAGGAUCCUUCAUGGUCUGGGUGUUGCAGAGCAGUCCAAAGGUCAGAAAGGGCUGACGAAGUUCCUGUCCAAGUGGAGAGCUGAUUUUGAGGACGAUGAGGAGCUUGGGACACCCUCGCCAGGGACAAGCUCCAUUCCUCACUCUUGGAGUUUGGUCGCAUCGGAGGCACCUUCGAAACCUUCUACCCCGCCGGGUCUGUCCAGUGGACCGGUGCAAGUGACAGAGAAGCCAGGGCCCCCUUUGAUGAUUGGGAACCCCACUAUCUUUGGCAAAGAUCGGAAGGCAGGAGCUGCUACAACAGGUUUGGGCACAGACACCAUGGCAGUCUUGGCGCAGGCGAUUCAGUCUCAGACGGCAGAGCUGGCGUCGUUGGUCAAGGCACAGUCUGAGCAAACCUCCCAUCCUCAAGGAACAGUGAAGGGUUUGAACCGGUUGUCUGAGGAGAUGGUUUUCGUCAUCAGAGCCUGCGAUCAGUACUCAGUGUCAGUGUGCCCAGGAGAGGUUGGAUCCAGCCUUGCGAACGCACUGUUGUCAGCGCAGGUUGGAGCAGCCACGAAGCUGAGGGCCAUGGGUUUUCGUCAACGCAUGACAACACGGUUGGCAGUGGGCUUGGCGGGGCCGUAUUGGGGUUCUCAGGAGAAGUGCUGUCUAGGUGCUUCGGACUUCAUCCAGUACACCGACGCAGAGCUGGACGCCUUCGCUGUGGAACGAGGAGGCAAAGGUGCAGUUGAUCAGAAGCCGGCUGCGCCAACGAAAUUGGAGGACUGGACGGCCAGGGUGAAGAGACAAAAUGAGAUUUGGAGGUUGGUCUAUGGUGAAGAGUGGAAAGAUGUCCGAGAGCAUGCAGCCGACACUUUGGCUGGCUGGCACCAGGAGUGUCCCCACAAGUGGCCCCUGGGCAUCAUCAUGGAGGCUUGGGAAGAGUUGCAUUGGAGGUUCCUGGAGGAGAUCAAGGAGCUCAUCAGAGGCAUCAAGAAAAUUGCCAAGAGGGAGAGCAUGAGCUUGCAGGAGUUGCGCUUCUAUGCACUGCUGCCGGGACCGGAUGGGCAAGCUUGGUUGAAGUUGCCCAACACCUUCGACAUCCGCAAUCCGGACGGGUGGUUCAAGACUGAGUUGGAGCCGAGGAUCGAACGGCAGCAGGAACGAGCUCUAUGGCGGCUCACCUGGGACGGAGGUCGACGAGAUCGAGGGCAUCCCGCUGGAGGAGAUGGUGGAGCACAAGGGAACUAUGCAGCCGGCGACAAGGGAACAAAAACCCUUCUCGGCCCCAAGCUGACCGCCGAGGAAGUCAACAGGGCGCGUGACAGAGCUCCUGUUGACAAGGGUGGAACACUUCUUUGUUGGUCCCACCUGACGCACCAGGGUUGCUCGUCCCAGAGUUGUCAGAGGUCCCAUGAACCUUUGAAGGGAAGCUUCGAACAGCUGGACCCAUGUGUGAGGAUGCAACUCCUCAAGAGAGGUGGGUUGAAGAGGAUGAAGAUCGAGACCAAGGAGAGCGUCGAGCACAAGAUCAAGGAGAUCCGGGCUGCAAUUCAAGCUGACAAGGCCGAGAAGAUGUCCAAGCCCAAGAGAAAGGCUGGCGAAGGGGAUGGGCAACCACCCUCGGAGCCUGCGACUGAUGGGAAAGCUGGUGGACAGAGAGCCACAACUGUGCGCUUUUGGGACAUUCCCGAGGAGUUUGAAGCAGUGGAUUACACCAAGCAGGAGGACAUCAAGGAUCUGAUACGUCAACCCGACCAAAGCUGGGGAGUUCCGGAUGCUCAUCAAGGACGUCCUCAUUACGGUGGCGAAAAUGAGGCCCCUGCUGAAGCGGUGAGCUUGGUGCAACGUGCCCGAGAACUUCAAACCGGGCCUGUUUUGUCGGCUUUGAUCAAUGCAUCGGACGACCUGUACUCAUGGGCGGCUACCAGAGUGGCCAAAGACCCCGCCAUCUCAUUGGAGGAUUUGUUGGAGGAGAUGCAGCUGUUUGGAGCUGCUGAUUUGGCAGCAGAAGCGGCGAGCCUCAUGGAAAAGACCCCCAUGAGGAUGAAGGCAGGAGAACAAGUGCGGCUCAUCGUCAAGGACACGUUGUGGGCACCAGGUGAACCGGGACAGGGUGGCUUCGAGCUUGACGGAAUAUCCUGGAGGACCUGGGACUACAUGGAGGACAUCGUGAUGGACGAGGAGCUGGCAGCUACUCUGGGCUUGGUCGAGCCGGUGGAUGAAAAGCGCCAGUGCGUCACAAGACUGUGGCGGCAGGUGUGCUUAGCAGGAGGUUGGGACGCAGACCCACCCUUGAGGAGGUCGCUGAAGAGGCAAGGGCGCUACGUUUGGAGCAAACACGGCUUGCACUGGAAGCAAACUCCCAGAUGGGUCAGGACGCCUGUUGGUGGAGGCCGUCGUGGGAGGCAUUGCAAACCCAGUCGUCGAGCUGGAGAAGUCUCGGUGGAACUCAGACGCCACAGCCAUCUAGCCGCUUUGGCCACUGUUGCUGGGGGCAUGGAUGUGUCCGACACAACGGUCAUUCGAGGAAACCACACGGAGGGCUUGGUGCUGAGAGAAUUGUUCGCUGGCCAUGCAACCUUGACGGCAGAGUGGCGAAGACAAGGAGGAAAGGCUUUGGAGCCAGUCGAGGUCUUCACGGACCCACAUAUGAAAAGUGGCUACAAUGGAGACCACGACCUUCUUCGCCCUGAAGUUCAACAAGCUCACUUGGCCAGAGCGAGGCAUGGUCCGGAGAACGUUGGAUGGGUGGCAGCACCAUGCACGAGUUAUUGUGAUUGGAACAUUGAGAAUGGUGGCUCCCGCACGUUCAGUCAACCUGCCGGGGGAGAUGGGAAACCCUUGACCGAUCGAGAGCAUGAAGGAAACCAGCUGUCAGAGUUCGGAGCGCUGUACUUCACCACGAUGCUGGACAACGGCGGUUUUCCCUUCGCGGAGAGUUCUGGGAGCAAUGGGACUUACCAUGCUGGCAAACGGUCUUACGAACAUGCCUUCUACCAGCACUUGACCCGGGUCGUCUUCAAAAAGAAUGCGGCGGUGAGGGCCGCCCUAUCACGUCGAUGCCCCGGAGUUGGCCCAACUCACAAACACGUUCCACUCAAAGGGUCCAGACCUGGCAGUCGCACCACACGAUGCACGGAGGCUGGGGUCUAUUGUGAGCAAUUUGUGAAGACCAUUGUGGAUGUGGUUCGGAGCAAUGUGGUUGUGGGGGGGGUCAGUCUUUUCACCUUGGACAGACCUCUGAGUGAAAAGGACAAGGCUGGAGGGCGCACGGUCAUUGACGUUGACGAAGAGGAGGAGCUCUUGGUGGUUGAGGAGGUGCCUGAAGAGUCCGUCUUGGUGGUCGAGGAGGUGCCUGAAGAGUCCGUCGCCAGUGAAGCAGAGAGCACUCAUCUGGAUCAAGGCCACGACGAGAAAGAGGAGAAGGAACCCGAAGAGAUUUCUCGUAGAGCUGGCCAACCUGUUGAGAACUUGGAUGAGGUGGGAGGAGCAUGGCAUUUGUUGAAUGAAGUGCCCCAUGACUUCCAACCAUUCAGCAUUGCCUUUGAACCUUCGGUUUCAAUGGUGGCGACGGGGGGCGAAGAUGGUCCGGAUUUGGGUGAUGUUCCAACGCCUGAAGCGGCAAUGGACAGGCAGGCCUGGCAUGAGUUCAAUGAUGUCAAUGAGUUCGAUGAGGUCAUUGAAGCGUACAUCUACGGACAAGAUGGAGAAGAUCCCAACGACAGCAGGUUGGACAUGACCUUUGGUUUGGAUAACCCAAAAAACUAUGGACCGAAGAUCUUCUUGCCGGAUGGCAGGGACUAUUUCCGACUUGGAGAAGGUCACUUGGUGGUAUACCAUGUGGAGCCCAGGAAGCACUACUUCGUUCCCUACCCGGUCUUUGGCAACGAUCAGGGCUUCGGACCGGUUGACCUUCGCAGUGAGAGGCUCAGUGUGUGCAAAUACCACGGGAGAGGCCCGUUUCGUUUGCUCACGGUGGGCCAUUAUCAUGAUGAUUGGAGAGAGAAUGGGGAGCGGGACCCAGAUCUGGGUUACUGGGUCGGCUACAGUGUCUUCACGUUUGAGGGAUGGAAUCUCCCAUGGUAUGAUGCUUUCUAUGGAGAUGGCGACCUUGGCGGAGAGGAGGACGAUCCCGACGAGAACGAUGAGGAUUGGAACGAAGACGAGGAGGAAGAGUCCGGUGAGUCGGAAACCUCGUCCACGAGCUAUGGCACUCUGACACCACGAAGUCGGUCACUCCGAAGAGCAGGGGGGUGCAACAAUUCCUCAGCUGUUGGACAGAAGGCCCGGGACUAUGUGAAGGUCAUCCAAUCCCUGGGCAAAGGGACUGCAAAGGACUGGGCGGAAGUGCUUCAAUGUGGAGAUGAACUUUUGACUCUGGCAGGAGGAGUGAAGGAGGCCGCCGAGGCUUUGUGGCAUGUUCGAAAGGAACAGGACCUGGACAACCUCAGAGGGGUGCAGGACAAGGUCUUGGAUGGAUUGAUUCACCCGCUCUUGCUGGACUAUUUGCGGUCAGUGGAAGAGAAGGGCAUGGUGGCACGGCAUCCUGGUUCAACGGAAAGAGUCGAAGCUGGUCUUCAUCCCAAUGCGAAGGCUCACCUGGACCAGGUCUACAAGCAGAUCUUCAAAGAUGUCAGAAAGCACCGGGUCCUGGUUGUGCGCAAGGACAAUGUGGCGCUGGGCAACACAGUAUCCUCUCCGUUUGAAGCUGUCGACAAGAUGCUACCAGAUCGGUCGAUAGCCCCGGACAAACGGGUGGUCCAUGAUCAGAGGCAGGUGAAUCAAGCCACGAGCAAAUGGUGGCACCCCCCGGCUUUGCAACCGACACAUCAACAGAUCGCCCGUCGGGUACUAUGGCACAAGACUCGUUUCCCUGGCAUUGACGUGGUGAUCUGCAAGAGGGACAUUGCUGGAGCAUUCCGCCUCUUGUGGCUGGCUCCAAAGGACGCUCACCUGUUUGCAGGAGAUCUUCCUUGGAAGGAGGAGAUGAUGGAGCAGGACACCGAGGGCAUUUAUGCGGAGGGCAACCAUGAGAAGAGUGAGAUGACGGUCAUCUACUUGGUGUCCAGCUUUGGGUUCAGCGGCGCGCCCGGCGAGUGGACGGCCUUUGGAAGGGCAACGGAGGAGUACCAUCGAGCCCAUCGGCCAGGUGAAUCCAGGAGGGAUGGACUCGCAGGCUUUGACGCAAAGAUCCUGGUCGAUGACAUGGUGCUGGUCGAACCUUUGAUCGGCCUGAGGCCGUGGACGUCUGCCAGCUGCUAUGACGAGGGUGUUCGGCUGAUGCUUGGAAAGGAUGCCGUGAACGAGGAGAAGAACCUGCUUGAAGGUGCCUACAAGGAAGAGCAAACCAUCUGGGGAUUGAACAUCAACACCAAGGAGGACAGGGCGAGCCUUCCGUCGCGGCGCAUUGAGAAGGGAGCUCAUUUGUUGGCGCACCCAGCCUUCGACUUCGACUCCAAGGUGCUCACCCUGAGACAGCUGCAGCAGUUUCGAGGUAUCGCCACCGGGUGGGCGGUGGUGGUGAGGGGCUUGAAGAAUGAGCUCAAGGCCGCGGAUGUGUUCCUCACCUGUGGAGAUGGUUCCAUGCCGGUCACGCCAAGAGUCUUGAACUACACAAAUGAGAAGGCUGCCGGAGAUCGAGCGUGGGAUGACCUUUGGGCUCUUUUCGAAGUGUGUCGUUGGCUUUGUGCAAGACCGGAGAUGUGGGAAGCUCAGUUUGGAGCGACCCUGGACGAGCUUUUGGAGCCAAGGGAGCGACUUUGUCUACCAGGAGGACACCGACAUGCAGUGUUUGUCUCGGCGGAUGCUACUCCGUCCAUGGUUGGGGCCCUCGACUGGACGAACAAGCUGGCAGCUCAGAUGAGCACAUCGGAGAUGGGCCCAUGGCUCCGUGAAGCUUUGAAAGGGGAGCAGGAUGAGGACAAGGUCAGAAUCCAUGUGAGCGAGAUGCUCGCCUUCACGGCACUGGCCGCUACAUGCGGGGUGAAGUGGGCUGGAAAGGUGGUCAUCUAUGCCGGUGACAAUACGGUGGUGAGGUCGUGGAUCACCAAACGUCAAAGUGGUUCAAGGGCAGGACGGUUAUUGCUCAGAGUGCUGGCCAUGUGUGAGAUGAGGUAUGGCUUCACAGUGGUGGCUGGAUGGUGGAGAACGUUCCACAACGUCGACUCCGACUUUGUGACCAGGUGCACGAGGGAGGAGUUCGAGAAGUUCAUCGAAACCAAGGGCUGGUCGGAAGUUCGAAUGCAGGAACCCAUCGAGCUGGCCUUGAAAGACACCGAGAAGUUUGGGCCCUGUUUCCUGUCAUGGGCAGAUCCUGAGGAUCGGAGAUUGAUCAUGCAGUUGAAGGAACAGCGUGUGAAAAGGGCCAUCGACAAACCGAUUGGUUGGAAGUGGUCUGACAUCGAAGUUGUUGAGUGGACAACCCAUGGCAGAAAGGUCAAGGACUUCGAGGUGGUGGCAAGAGCUUGCGGAGCCGCAGGCAGUGGACAGGGCAAGUGCAAGAUUGUGAUGGGCACCAUUGGCUGUGAUUUGAAGGGGACGAGCUUGGAGUCCUUUCUCAAGUACACCAAGGAGCUGAAAGGUUUGGUUGGCGUCGUCGAAGGGCCAUGCUUGGCCAAUUGGAGCUGUGCCCAAACGUGGUGUGAGAAGGCCGGAUGGGCUUGCAUCAUGGUGGAGUAUUUGACCACAGAGUUUGGUGAAGCAUUGGCUCGCAGGCGGAAGGCGCUCAUGGCGGUCGCCAAAGUUUUGGAGGACAAGCUCACUGAAGAGCCACUGGUGAGGACCGUGGUGGCUACUCCUUUGGGCACUUUGAUCAAACCUGGCGAGGUGUGGAAAGGGCUGGCCUGGGAGAAGCCCGCUCGUUUCUCACUGACACAGGGCGUUCCCAGAGACCCUUUGCUACCUCAUGUGGCUGCUCACCUGUUUUGGGUGGAGGAGGGUGACAGAGUGAACAUUCAUGGACUUUCUGGACCCGGGAAGUGGCCGCUGGUGGACAAGAACACGGGCAAGUAUGAACAGUUGUACGUCUAUGACAGGGCGGCCCCUGAGGGACACGUACGACCGCUGAGUUUUGAAGAAGUGUGGAAGGCGCAGGGCCGCAGCCCUCAUGAAUGGAUCGAGGCUGUCGAGAACGCCGGUGGGGAGGAGGCAGCCUAUGCGGAGGGCUGUAGGGCCACAGGCGUGAGAACCGCCGAAUCUUUGCCGGCGUGGGCUGCAACUGUCGCACAUGGGCGAGGAGCACAAGUUGCAGGUGCAAUCAGAGACGGGCCACAGGAUGAAAGCCUGGCUAGGCUGCUGAUCUGGCUUCGGUUGUGGAAAAGAGGCGAGUUUGGGCAAGAAAGCGACUCAUGGAAGGCUGGUGGAUGCCGAAGAGCCACCGUCAGUCGACUUGGGGAAGCUUUGUGGCUUGAGGUCUUGGAAGAUGAGGAGAACUUUGUGGAGAACCACGAUCGGAAAGCCGGCGGUCGUCGAGGAAGGGCAGCGCUCAAGCAAGAGGCAGAAUCGAAGUUGGGCGUUGGAGAUCAAGGGCAGGGCUUUGACGGUGACGUUCAUGGCAAGGUUGAGGAUUGGCUGGAGGCAAACCUAUGCGGGGACAAGGCCGACAGCACAGCAAAGGCAUAUGCUGGAGCCUGGAGCAAAUGGUGCAUUUGGACGGAAAGGCAACAGUGGCCGAGUCACUACCUCAACCCGAAGGAGGACAAGCUGGAGAAUGAGAACAAGAUUCUGGCGUUUUUGGGCUACUUGGGAUGGCUCAACUUUUCCUCGGCGAGCCUGAAACAGGCAGUUUUCGCAAUCAAGGAUGCUCACAAGAGGGCAGGCGCUGGCGACCCUACAGAGGGUCAAUUUCGGUUGUGGGUCCUGAUGAAUGGGCUGGACCGUCGGGCUGCCAGAAAACCACGCAGGUUGGGCGUCACACCGGCAAUGCUGCAGUGGGUGGGACGGCAGUUUGCAGGGUCUAUGAACCUUCGAGGAGAAGGACGAGUGGAUGGAGUCAUGGUCCAGGCGGCGCUCUUGACGGCGUGGUUCUUCAUGAUGCGAGCUUCGGAGUUCUGCGACUCGAAUGGGGUCAAUGUGGAUCAUGUGCUUCGAGGCUUGGAUGUGAAGUUGUCCAAGGAGGACGAACCAGUGGAGGUGGGCUUAGCCACAGAGGUCACAGUGCAGUUUCGGAAAACGAAGGCUGAUCAAGAGGCAUUCGGGUCGUGCAAGACUAUGGCCCGAACAGGAGUCGCCCACCUUUGUCCAGUCGAAGCAUUGGACGCCUAUCGGAAGGUGUGCCCUGGCCGUUUCCAAGGGGCGGAAGCACACAAGCCACUGUUCCGAUGGGGAAAUGGCACAAUGUUGAAAAGGGUGGAGGUCCAGUUUUUGCUGCAGAGGGCAGCCACAGCAGUUGGGCUUCCACCGGAAAGGUUCCUGUCGCACUCUCUGAGGAUUGGAGGAGCAAGUGCUUUGUUUCAAGCAUCGGCAGACAUCGAGCUGGUGAAACGCAUGGGGCGGUGGACGAGCAGCUCGGUGCAGAGAUAUUUGUAUGAUGGUGGGCAGGCCCUCAAGGAGCUAGCCGGAAAGAUGGCACAGGUGGACAAGAAGAUCCACUAUACUUGA